Anopheles maculipalpis is the source of this 2196-nucleotide messenger RNA. It is a transcript of the gene Nrk, whose product is annotated as tyrosine-protein kinase transmembrane receptor Ror2. Lineage: Eukaryota; Metazoa; Arthropoda; Insecta; Diptera; Culicidae. Gene Ontology annotation, cellular component: signaling receptor complex. Bases 81 to 2171 code for a protein of 696 amino acids. Gene Ontology annotation, molecular function: transmembrane receptor protein tyrosine kinase activity; protein binding; ATP binding. The transcript has 4 exons. The record is from RefSeq and is a predicted model, not a curated record. Gene Ontology annotation, biological process: cell surface receptor protein tyrosine kinase signaling pathway; multicellular organism development; positive regulation of kinase activity.
GUGAAAUAAUUAAAAGCAGAUAUCACUACUUCACCACCCGCUUCACGACGGCAACCGCGACACGGUGAGGAAGAGUGAACAUGAGAGACCGUGUUGUCUCUGCAGCUGGUCCUCGUAACCGGAGACAAUGGGUGCUUUUGUUCUCGUUGGCGUACGUUGGCGGAUUUGUGCUGCUGGCGUCGUUCUUAACCACACCUAGCUCGGUGUUGGCGGUUUCAACGGCUGCCGCCUCGCCUAGGCACGGUGGCGUCGGAACGAAAGAUGCAUUCGGGUGGGAGGAUGCUGGCGACGAGGAAGAAGGUUACUGUGCACCGUACAAUGGGAAGGUUUGCAAGCGGUUCAUUAACAGCCGGCAGGUGUGGUACAGCCGCGAAGAUGGGACCGGUGGUUGGGAGAACGAGAAAAUUACUACCGCACUGUUUGAUGAUCUUAUUACCGAUUUGCCACAGUACUGUCGCCCGGCCGCGGAGAAACUACUCUGUGCGUACGCUUUCCCUCAAUGCGUCAUCAAGGACGGUACCACCAUACGUUUACCACUAUGCUACGAAGAUUGUGUGGCCACUUAUCUACAAUUCUGCUACAACGAUUGGGCCCUCAUAGAGGAAAAGAAGGAACGUGGCGAUGUCAUCAAAUCGCGAGGCCAUUUCCGGCUGCCAAACUGUGAAGAAUUGCCACGAUACAACAAAACAGCAAAACCUCCCGUCUGCUCGCACGUGGGCCUGACCGAACUCGUCUCAGAAGAAGUGACCUACGAUUGUCGUAUGGGAAAUGGAAGGUUUUAUCUUGGCACGGUUAACGUAACUAACACCGGUAUUCCAUGCCAAAAGUGGGAUUCACAGGAACCACACUCGCACCAUAAACCUCCGUUAGUGUUUGCCGAGCUGCAGGAAGCGGAAAACUAUUGCCGAAAUGCGGGCGGAGAAGAACCGACCCCGUGGUGCUACACAACUGAUAAAACCGUUCGAUGGCAGGCUUGCGAUAUACCGCUUUGUCCAAAUUCUACCGAUGCCAGUGACAUUCGUGGCAAAAUAGACAUGACAAUGGAAUCGGUCUUUACACCAUCGAUGAUAUUCCUACUAUCGGGUAUCGGAUUCGUCGCCAUUGUCCUUCUCCAUCUGAUGGUGUUGCUUUGCUAUCGUGUAUCUCGCCAUCGGCGCAAUCGCCGCCAGUCGGGUGCUGCGGCCGGUUAUAACACAGCCGCUGCCCAGGAUGGUCAAGGAAUCGAUAUUAAUAAGCUUCCAUCGAACGUAAACUAUCAUCGUACCGGUGCGCAGUUAAACCCCAAGCUAGAAAAGCUUGAGUUUCCUCGCAACAACAUCAUCUACAUUAAAGACCUUGGCCAGGGUGCAUUCGGGCGCGUCUUUCAAGCGAAAGCACCGGGUCUAGUAUCGGGUGAAGAUUUUACGCUAGUCGCAGUAAAAAUGCUUAAGGACGAAGCUAGCCAAGAUUUGCAGGUCGAUUUCGAACGGGAAGCCUGCCUGUUGGCUGAAUUUGACCAUCCCAACAUAGUGAAGCUGCUGGGCGUAUGUGCCAUCGGGCGGCCGAUGUGCUUGCUGUUCGAGUUUAUGGCUCGUGGUGAUUUGAACGAAUUCUUGCGCCAAUGUUCACCGUUUGCACAGCAAAACCGUGCGGAUAGCAUCAGUACGGAGCUGUCGCACGGUGAUCUGCUAAACAUUGCCCAUCAAAUAGCGUCCGGCAUGGUGUACCUUUCCGAGCGCAAGUUUGUGCACCGUGAUCUGGCCACCCGCAACUGUCUGAUCGAUGACCAUAUGGUGGUGAAGAUAGCGGACUUUGGAUUGUCGCACAAAAUCUAUCUGCAGGAUUACUACAAGGGUGACGAGAACGAUGCCAUUCCGAUCCGCUGGAUGCCGCUGGAAAGCAUCCUCUACAAUAAGUACACGAUCGAGUCGGACGUUUGGGCGUACGGUGUUUGUCUGUGGGAAAUCUUCUCGUUCGCCAUGCAACCGUACUACGGGAUGACGCACGAGGAGGUAGUAAAGUUUGUGAAGGAGGGAAACAUGCUCGGAUGUCCAGAAAAUACGCCCCUCACCGUGUACGAUCUGAUGCGCAAGUGUUGGAGCCGAAAGCCGAGCGAUAGGCCCAGUUUUCAUGUGAUCUACCAGAAGCUUCAGCAGAUACGGGCCGAUUUCGAUGGAAAAAUGCUGAUGUAGCCACAGUAAAGGACUAUUCGGGGUG